CGUUUCGUUUCUCUCGCGAGGAUGCGUUCAUCCGUCGCCCGUCAAUAAACAUCGACGCGCCUAACCGCGAGAAAUCUGCCGAUUUCGGCGUCGUUACGAUGACUGUGUUAGCCUAAGAUCGGGCGAACUGCCUCGAAAUUAAUCGUUAAGUAUUAAACGAAAAGUGUAUCGUUACCAGAGUGUGUGGAUGAAACAGUGCCAGAGGAAAAUGUCGAGACGUAAAACGAACGGUAACCAGCCCGUCGAGGCGAUCCUGACGUGCAUGCUUCUCGUCUGCUCCUUCCUUGCCACCAAUUGUCAACAAGGAACAGUCGUGUCUUGGGACAAAUUCUCACGGUUGAUACCAACGAAUUCGGUGUACGAGCAACCGGAGAAAAAUGCCUCUCCAUCUCCUAGCCACACGGUGGAGCAAUUUUCACACUCCUUGGACGAGAACAACGUCAUGGAGUCGUCGAAAAUAAAUAUGAAAAAUAGUGCACACGAAGAGGCGGAAGACGAAGAAGUUUACGAAGACGAGUACGAGACUGAAACGGAUCCAAAGAAAGAAUCCGAAGACUCGAGGCUCUCUAAAAUCACCAACGAAGCGUUGAGGCGCGAGAAAAUUCUGUCUUCUUUAAACUCAAAGACGGAGGACUCGUCCAGAGAUGAGGAUUACGUCGAAGAUCCCUCGACGAGUCAAUACGACACGUAUUAUUACUACGACGACUACGAAAGUAAUAAUCGAUCGCGAUAUGUGUCCGUAGCAAACGCUGAUACCUUGGACUACCCGGACGCAGAAGAGGAACAAAAAGAAGAGGAAGAGUCCGGUGCGAAUGAGGCGCAAGCAGAUGAGUACCGUUCCUUGGAAACGGAGAAAGACACGGCCUCCAUUCGCACGGCAAGCGCGAACAAUUCCACGUCGGAUCUUAUCGAAGAAACAGAUCUGGACACGCUAAUCUCGACGACGAACGCCGAGGAUGGCUCGUCGAUGGAGGGUAGCGAUCAGACAUUUUCCUUCGCGGAAGCGAAUUCCUCGGCUGACAGCUCGAUUUUGAUCGGGGAAGCUGUGGUAUCCGUGGUGACAACAAAGAGCGUCGUGAAUGGCACGAUAUCGGUUCCUACGACUUCUUCGCCCACCACGACCGAGCAAGUCGCGGCACCGCCCUCGUCCACGUCUACGAUGACGACGGAGCAACCAGGGACGGCAGUGACGACCGAGGACACGUCCAGGAUACUGGCGUCCGUACAAACGAGUCGCAGCAUUUCCGGCGCGCGUUUCUUACCGUUCCCCGUGAUAGAUCGCAUUGAACCGAUCAACCCGAACAGCGAGAAGAAGACGUCAACGCCUCCGGAAUCCACGGAGAGCAUCAUCGACAAACUGGACAGAGUCCAGUCGGAGCUGUCCAGCGGGUUCCUCGCUGGCGGUUUCAGAACAGCCGGCAACUCGCUUCAGUUGGACGUUCUUGGCGACAGAGAUCGUAACAAUCGACGAAGGUACACCACCACUGCUAAGACACCAGUCAUCAGUAAAUUCGUGCCGCAUCGGUACGACAAGAGGACCAACUACGCAACCGCCACGCCGAGACCACGGAUAGACACAACGCUGGAUAGCCUCGAAGGACUCCUACCCCGCGAUUACCUAUCGAAGAACCCCGCUUCGGGUUCUGCACCCUCGAAAGUCGGUUUCAGGUGGCCCACAAAGAGCACAACCGUGUCUGUAGCAACCACGACUCAACUCACGACCACUACCCCAGCUUCUACUACGAGGAGGACAAAGAGUAAUACGGUCGUGCAAGACAUCAGUGCCUUCUUGCCACCUGGAUACAAACUGAAGAAAGAGGACGCGCCUGUCACGGAGAGCUCUCUGUUGACUGACAUUCUUGCAAAAUCUAAGAUUGAUAUCUCGUCGUUGUUACCCCCGGAUUUUAAAAAGAAAAACGAAGGAAGUUCGAUCGCGAAGACCGAAUUGAGCACAACAACAACGGUGAAAACCGUGGAUAUUACAAAGGAGAAAUCGCCAGAGAAAACAAUUCAGGAUCUGUUUGCAAAGUCCAAAUUCGAUAUUUCUUCUUUACUACCGCGCGACUACGAACAAAAGACAAAAAAUACCAGUUUGGAAACAAAGAUCAUUGAAGUACGCACUGAGAAUUCAACCGAGUUGAAUACAUCGGAAAUGACAGACACUAAUGCCGCCACGACGGCGAAACCUGGCAGUUUGAAAAUUGUAUUCCCCAGCAGACCAGGUGGCCGAAAACCUAUUCAUAAGAUCACUACCCCGCAAACUCCUCGAGGCGAUGCGCCUGGCGCAGUUACGCUGAAAAUACAGAAGGGAUGGCCCACCAGAGCUACGACUGAAUUUACUGGAUGGCCCACUCCGUCGACGACUCCAAUCUCGAUAGAAAAGUUGCUAGAAGCUGCCCGUACCGCGACAAUUUCGUCUCUGAACGCAUCGCUUAUCCCAAUAACCGAAACAACAUCGAGCACUUCGACUACGACGACCACGACGACCACGCCCAGACCUACCACUCCAGGAAUUUGCGAGGAAGAAUGCGAAGUUGCUGGAACAAUAAGGAUAAUCGGUAACGCAACCUGGGUACCGGAAUUACUCGAUCGAAAUACUCAAGAAUGGCAGAACCUUGCCAAUGAAAUCGAGAAAGAGAUGAAUUUCAUAUUCUCGAAAUCGUCGGUUCUGACAAAGUGGUAUAAGAAAAUAAGAAUUGAUUCGUUCAGCGAGGGUAGUAUAUUGGUAGACUACUUCAUCGAAUUGGCCAAUUUGGAGCAGACAGUUAACACGCAAGAGUUAAAAGUAAUUUUCCAUGAUUCGUUGCGGACAUACAACGGAAACAGAUGGAACGAUACAAAAACCAAAGGCACGAUAAAACUAGGAACAUUUACAAUUGAUCCAAAAUAUACAGACUUUGUGGUAAUACCUAAAGUAACUACCCCUCAGUACAUUGAAAAAGACGACAGAUUAAUUCCACAGUGGGCCAUUGCUGUAAUCGUAAUUGGUGUUGGUGGAUUACUUUUUAUCAUAAUAUUUGGCGUGUCGGUUCUGGUAAAUCGUCAUGGUUCAAAAUUAAAACCAUCCGUAUCUGCAAUUUACGAAGAGGAGGUAGCGAAAAAUAUAACAGCUCACAGAUCUAGCGACUACUCGAAACCGGUACAUACAAUUUGGACUGACCCGGAUGUUUCUUGGAAUGAUAAAUCUUUCGAAUCGACCUCUAACAAGAUACUUGUCGAAAAACCGUUUCAAGACAACAAGAAAUACAAUAUGUAUGAUAGUUGGCGAUCGGAAUGGAAUGGUUAUUAUUGUAAUGGAUCUCACACUAGCAGUAAAUAUGGUGGCUACGACAGUACAACAAAUUUAUCGAGUCGUCAUCAUCCUGAUUAUGACACGAAUUUCUAAAAUUGACGGUAAUAAAAUGAAAUUUCUAUCAACUCCACUUUUAUUUAAUUUAUUCAGUGCCUUAAGUAAGUACGACAUAGGAAUCUACCACACUGACAUGUAUAUUGUGCUUAAACAAUGAAAAAAAUAUCAUAUAAAACAAUCGUUCAUCUUACAUUAUUUUAUCUUAGGAUUUUACUACACUUAUGUAUAGUAUUUUGUAUAGUUGUUAUCUAAUAUUGAGCAAGCAGUAUCUUAUAUUUUACUCCAGAAAAUUGUUAUCGAACGGUUCAAUCAUUUAU
This is a messenger RNA of Colletes gigas, 3666 nucleotides long. RefSeq names its product mucin-5AC-like. NCBI's taxonomy places the organism in Eukaryota, Metazoa, Arthropoda, Insecta, Hymenoptera, Colletidae. Bases 188 to 3385 code for a protein of 1065 amino acids. The record is from RefSeq and is a predicted model, not a curated record. The transcript is spliced from 10 exons.